Cephus cinctus (wheat stem sawfly) is the source of this 999-nucleotide messenger RNA. RefSeq names its product chymotrypsin-2. Gene Ontology annotation, biological process: proteolysis. Gene Ontology annotation, molecular function: serine-type endopeptidase activity. The coding region runs from base 73 to 816 and encodes 247 amino acids. NCBI's taxonomy places the organism in Eukaryota, Metazoa, Arthropoda, Insecta, Hymenoptera, Cephidae. The record is from RefSeq and is a predicted model, not a curated record. The transcript has 5 exons.
UAUCUGAGUACACCUCAAAUAAUUCCUUCCGAAUGUUUAAUCACAUUCCAAUAGUCUCUUUCUCGUGAAACAAUGUUUUUAUCAUUUUUUAAUAUUAUCACUAUCCUCAUACCCUUAAUAUUAGCAGAUGAAAAUUUCGACGAGGGUAAAAUCGUAGGUGGUGCAGCUGCAGAAGAUGGACAAUAUCCAUAUCAAGUGUCACUGCGUUUGAAUGACCGUCAUUUUUGUGGAGGAUCAAUUCUAACCGAACGUUGGAUAUUGACAGCUGCUCACUGUCUAUCUGGAUUCAAUGACACGAGCAUCAAAGUAGUCACAGGUACAAAUACCUUGGAUGAGGGUGGUGAUAGUUAUCAGUCAAAACGUAUAGUGUCACAUCCCAAGUAUAGUGCUGCAUUAAUUAGAAAUGAUGUUGGCUUGAUCGAGGUCGAUAAGGAUAUUAUUUUUGGAGAUAAGGUUGCACCUGUUAAACUUCCUACGACGGACUUCAGCAAGUCGGAUUAUCCAGCUGUGUUAUCAGGCUGGGGAACCACGACUUAUCCAGGUAAGCCACCCAAUGAGCUUCAACACAUAAAGUUGACUGUUAUCGAUCAACGUGAUUGUCUCAACACGAGUCUACGGGUUACGAACAAUAAUAUUUGUACGUUGAAUAAAAAAGGGGAGGGUGCCUGUCACGGAGACUCUGGUGGACCUCUGGUCGCAGACGAUGUACAGAUUGGUAUUGUUUCCUGGGGUACCCCAUGUGCCAGGGGAAGACCCGAUGUUUUUACACGCGUGUACAGCUACGUUGAUUGGAUCCAUAAUUACAUCACUGUGUAAAUCUUCAAGAUAUAAGAACAGGAAAAAUGAAUUAUUGGCUGAUAUCUUAAAGUUUUUAUUAUCGAGUAACGCGAUGUGCAUGACUAAUUGUGGUGCACCUUUCUUUGGUUAUCGUAAAAAAAAUUUGAAAAACAAUUUUUAUAGCUAUCUUAUUGUUUGGUGGUAAUAAAAUGUAAAAAAUAA